GCCCACACAACACAGCAUCCGAAGCCGCAGUCGGGCACGAAGCACUGGCCCUGCCAGGCGGUGCGCGGGGGCGGCAGCGCACGGCCUAGGAGCACCCAGGCCACUCUGGAGACUGACAUCCUUUUCGGACGCAUGGCCUCUUGCAUAUCCAUCUCUUGUGCCCGCUUUGAGGACUGCACAGACCUCUUCCGCAGCACCCUGCAGCCUGUGGAGAAGAACCUGCGAUGCCAAGCUGGCAAGGCCCAAAUCCAUGAUACCAUUCUAGUGGGUGGUUCCAGCAUCCCUAAGGUGCAGCGGCUACUGCAGGAUUUCUUCAGCAAAGAGCUGAACAAGAGCAUCGAUCCUGAUGAGGCUGUCGCCUGUGGAGCUGCUGUGCAGGCGGCAGCGUUGCUGGGGGACACAUGUGAGAGAGUGCGGGAUCUCCUGCUGCUGGAUGAGGCUGCCCUGUCCCUGGAGCUGGAAACAGCAGACGGAGAGACCACACCAGUCCAGAGGAAUGCCACCAUUCCAACCAGGGACCAGACUCUCACCACCUACUCUGACAACCAGCUCCUGGUCUUGAUCCAGGCAGAUGAAGGUGAGAGGGCCAUGACCAAGGACAACAACCUGCUGGGGCGUGUUGAGCUCAGUGGCAUCCUUCCUGCCCCACGUGGAAUCCCUCCGAUCGAGGUGACCUUUGACACUGAUGCCAGUGGCAUCCUGAGUGUGACAGCCACUGAUGAGAACACGGGCAAGGCUAGCAAGAUCACCAUCACCAGUGACAAGGGCCGGCUGAGAGAGGAAGUGGAGAGAGUGGCUCGUGAAGGUCAGCUGUACCAGGCUGAGGCCCAGAGGGACACGGGGGCUGCCAAAACCCCCCUGGAAGCUCACAUCUUCCAUGUGAAGGGCUCUUUGUGAGAGGAUAGGGAUAAGAUUCCUGAAGAGGACAGGUGCAAAGUGCAAGGCAAAUGUCAAGUCCUUGCCUGGCUGGAGCACAACCAACUGGCAGAGAAGGAGGAAGAUGAGCAUCCGAAGAGGGAACUGCAGCAAAUCUGCUGCCCCAUCUUUUCUGGGCUGUAUGGGCCAUCUAGUGUUCCUGAAGGCAGCAGUUCUAGGGCUUAGGCCCACCAGGAAAGGCCCAGUACUGGCCCCAUCAUUGAGGAGGUCAAUCAAAUGACUGUCUCACUCUUCUCUCAUUGCUGGGACAAAUACCUGACACUCAAAAUUAAG
Molecule: messenger RNA, 1209 nt
Organism: Octodon degus (degu)
Lineage: Eukaryota; Metazoa; Chordata; Mammalia; Rodentia; Octodontidae
Gene: Hspa6
Product: heat shock protein family A (Hsp70) member 6
Biological process (GO): protein refolding; cellular response to unfolded protein
Cellular component (GO): vesicle; blood microparticle; cytoplasm
Molecular function (GO): ATP hydrolysis activity; ATP-dependent protein folding chaperone; misfolded protein binding
Source: RefSeq, a predicted model, not a curated record